AGCAAAACCCGCAAAAGGUCAGAGAGAGCGUGCACACACACAACACAACACUCGCACAAGCACGCCAAGGCAGCAAGCAGUCUGCCAUUCUACUGGCUGUGCCGCAUCUUCAUUUCCACUCGCCGAGUCGUGCAUUGCUGUGUCGACAUACACACGCCCGCUGUCGCACAGAGACUCAAACAGAGACUUACACACGCUUAACAUACACACACACUCACUCAGCACACAUACACACACAUCUGGCACAAUGGCUGCCAUCCAAGAGCGACUGGAGAAGGAGCUGCAAGGGCGCACUCCAGAUGAGAUUACCAGCCUGAACCUGGACAACUGCGUGUGCGGGAGGUCACUUGCUGGUAUCAUUACCGACAAGUUUGUCAACCUGGAGUACCUCUCCCUCAACGCCAUCUCCCUCAACUCCCUUCACGGCUUUCCCGCGCUCCCAGCACUCCAGAAGUUGGAGAUUGCCGACAACAGGCUGAGCAAAGGCUUUGACAAGCUGGCGCCGUGCAAGAACCUUCGUUACAUCAACCUCAGCGGCAACAAGAUUCGCGACCUCGCUGUCCUCGAAAGCCUCUCUGCGCUGCCCAACUUGGAGCGCAUCAGUAUCAUGAACAACCCGGCUGCCGACGACGAGGCCGAGGAAUACAGAACACGCGUGUUUGAAAUGCUGCCAAAGGUCAAGUUCAUCGACAGCGUCGACAGGGACGGCAACGAAGCGCUGACAGACGAAGACGAAGAUGACGAAGAUGAGGACGAGUAUGAUGACGACGAGGAGGGAGAUGACGAUGAUGAUGAUGAGGAGAACGGGGAAGUGGAGGCGGCGGGUGACUUUGACGACGAUGAGGAAGCAGCCAACAAUGGUGAUGGCGAUGAUGACGAGGAGGAGGACGAGGACGAUGAUGACGAGGAGGAGGAUGAUGGUGAUGAUGGCCAGGAUGAUGGCCCGGCUGGCGACGAUGAUGACGACGACGGGGAAUAUGAUGACGGCCCAGCCGGUGACGAGGAUGACGAUGAGGAGGGUGGUGAUGAUGAGGAUGAGGAGGAGGAGGGAGUUGGUGGAGAUGAUGACGACGACGAAGAUGAUGAGGAUGAUGAUGGUCAUGAGGAUGAUGGCCAGAGUGGCGACAACGAUGUGGACGAUGAUGAUGACGACGGCGAGUUUGAUGACGAGGCGGCGGGUGAUGACGAUGAUGACGACACAGCCGGCGGUGUUGGCCACGACAAUGACGGGGAUGAUGAUGAUGAUGAUGAGGACGACGAUGAACCCGGACUGGAGAGCCUCUUCCGCGACGACAUUGGCGAUGAGGAUGAUGGUGGCGAGUACGAAGUUGAUGACGAAGAGGAGGAGGACGACUAUGAUGAGGAUGACGAGCUUGAGGCCAAGCGACCCAAGCAGGGCGAGUAGCUGCAGUGCACACACACGCGACCGUGGAUACCAUUGUGCUGUAAUCUUCCUUCGCCCCUCUCUGUUGUGUUUGAUUGCCUCUGUUCUCUGUUCUCUCUUCCCUGUUGCUUUUCUUUUGAUAACUGUUGGAUGUACACGAGGGAGUGACCGUGUGUGUGUGUCUGUGUGCGUGUGUGUGCGUGUGUGUUUGUGUGUGUGUGUGUGUCUUUGUCUGUGAGUGUCGGUGUGUCUGUGUGUGCGUGUGUGCGUGUGUAUUGGUGCGACCGUGGCGUGUUGACUUGACAGUGAUAGCGUGUUAGAGACCCUGACGUUGUUGUGUUGUGCAUGUUGCAGCUUUCUGCCUGCCCUGUCAGCACUGCUCUUUGCUUGCAGCUUCCUUGCUCCUUCUCUGCCCCUUGUGUACAUGUGCCACCAGCCCUUCAUUAUGCAAACGAGCAAAUGUCAACCACUGCCAA
Molecule: messenger RNA, 1860 nt
Organism: Salpingoeca rosetta
Lineage: Eukaryota; Choanoflagellata; Craspedida; Salpingoecidae
Exons: 9
Coding region: 248-1405 (385 amino acids)
Cellular component (GO): nucleus
Molecular function (GO): histone binding
Source: RefSeq, a predicted model, not a curated record